Messenger RNA from Rhinichthys klamathensis goyatoka, 4251 nucleotides. It is a transcript of the gene nes, whose product is annotated as nestin. The coding region runs from base 139 to 4155 and encodes 1338 amino acids. Gene Ontology annotation, cellular component: intermediate filament. The transcript is spliced from 4 exons. Lineage: Eukaryota; Metazoa; Chordata; Actinopteri; Cypriniformes; Leuciscidae. Gene Ontology annotation, biological process: positive regulation of intermediate filament depolymerization. The record is from RefSeq and is a predicted model, not a curated record. Gene Ontology annotation, molecular function: CCR5 chemokine receptor binding; intermediate filament binding.
GGAGAAAGAAAGUUGUACUGGUUUGGAUGUAAUCCAGCAGUGGGAGAGUUAACUCCUCAAAUUACAUCACUGCUUUUGCACAUUCUGUCCAUCCACCCCUCCUCCUCUAUUCCUCCGCCCUCCCCCUUCUCAUUGUCUAUGAAAGGAGGGUCUUACCCUCCCCUGUCCAUUCAGCCGCUGGGCACUGGGACUGUGGUCCAGACCUCACCCUCGAGCCUGUCAUUAGAAUCACUUAGCAGCCACAAAGACUUGCAGCCCUUCACAGCCUCUGUGCACAGUUCUAGUGUGAUUUACACUUCACCCCACUCUGAGAUGGAGCUUUUGGGUGUCCGACAGCCCUUCACACACUUUCAGGAGGAAAAGUACCAGAUGCUGGAGCUGAACCAGCGCCUCGAAUCGUACUUGGGCCGUGUGAAGCUUCUGGAGGAGGAGAACAAGCUACUGCGAGAGGAGAUCCACACUCUCAAGAGCAGCAGGGACCCACCAGGCCAGCACAAAGCUCAAGAGGAGGCUCUCAGCCAGGCCAGGAGGAUGAUGGAGGAGGCCUGGAGGAAGAAAGACCAUGUGGAGCUGGAAGUGGAGAACUUGAUGGAGGAUAUGGAGAUGGUGAGUAUUCAAAGGCAGAAGGCGAAGACCGCACAGGCUGAAGCACAGAGAAAACUCAAGGACAGCAAGAAGGAGCUCGAAGAGGAGCGUAGGGCUCAGAUUUGGCUUAGAGAGAAGGUUGGACAACUUGAGAAAGACCUCUUGCUACAGACGCAAGUCCACCAAGAGAACAUGGAAACCUUGCAGGCCUCUCUGAAACAGACAAAGCCAGUUCUAAUGGCCCCACAGCACACUCAAACUACCAGCAUCCCAGACCUGGGACAGGAGUACAGCCACAGAGCAGCUCAAGCCUGGCAGGAGGCAACCAACAACUAUCAGAGACAGUUUGGACGUCUGGAGGAAAGUCUGAACCAGGCCAAAGCUAACAUGGCAAAGAUUCACCAGGAGAAGAGAGAGAAACAGCAUCAGGUUCAGCAUCUGGCCAAGGAGCUCGAGAGUACGAAGACUAAGAGACAGAUGCUGGAGAAACAUGCCGUGCAGCAGAGAGAAGAACAGAUGCAGGAGCUUCAACAUCUUCAGGCUCAAGUAGAUGCUCUGGAGUUGGAGAAAGACAGCCUGGGGCAGCAGAUAGACAGCAUGAUGGUGGACAGACAAAAUCUGCUGCAGGUGAAGAUGUCUCUUGGACUGGAGGUGGCCACAUACAGAGCUUUGCUGGACAGCGAGGGCCUGAGAAUCGACAGACCAAAAACAAACAAGACCAACUCUGCUGUCUUUUUAGAUGCAAUCUCAAAGCCCAUUGGGACCCACCAAACCUUACAGACCAUUGCGGCUUCCUGCCAUUUCAGCAAUACUGUGUCUACAAGUCACAGAUCAAUCACCUCCUCUCGCACUCUGCUGACCAGUGCGACUCCAUCAUGGACUCAAGGGACUCCACAGAGAACGCCAACCAAAAUCUCAGUGCCAGAAAAGACAGGGGUUCAUAUCUCAGAGGAGUCUAAGAAAGCUGCUGAGGAGUCUGUGGAUUAUUUACAGCGAGAGAAAGUACAUGAAGACAUGGCUAUCGCAUCAACUCUCCCCAAAACAGCUGCAGAACCAGAACCAGAACCACAGCUCAAACCAGAAGAUAUCAAGGUGGAGGACGAACCAAAACAGUUCCAGAAAGCUCAGAUGGUUGAAUCUAAAACGGAGGAAUCUGCUGUGAUAAGUGUGUCAGCUGACCAACCAAGUAGCUUGUCCCAAACGCCAGAGACAGAAAGCUGGGCCGGUCCAUUCACAGAUCCUGCAGGAGUUUCAGAAGAAGGGAAGGAUGAGGAAGUGUCUGUCGAAAUGGCCCGAAUCUCACACGCACCUAAGGUUACUUGGGAAGAAAAUAAAACCGUGGCAGAGGAUGAAAAAGAUGAUGCCUCUGAGAUGGAUGUAAGAUCAGAGAACAUUAGUGAAAGCUAUACAGUUUCAUAUGGAGAUAUAGAUGAUAAUGAUACAUUAACAUCCAGCCAUAUCAGUACAAACUCCAAUAUACCGGUUUCAUCGUUCCUCAAGCAAGGAGCUUUGCGUGAUUUUAGCUAUCAGGAAGAAGCAAAUGAAGAUCUGAUGAGGGUAGAUGAACAGGACAUUGUGAGCAAUAUUAGCGAGGAAGUGACAGAGCAAAUGAACAGUGAAACUGAGGCGGAGAUUGAUUCAAUCAAUGAGUGGGAUAGACAGGAAGAAAUUGAACCAGAGAACGAGAUGAAAGUGACGAGCCCUAAGUCUGAGGCAGAGGAAGAGGGUGAAAUGAGCAUUGAAACUGAACUGAAGAAUAAAACAGAUGAAAAUGUGACUGAAAGAGAAGAAGAAGAGAUAGAAGAGAUUGAGAGAGACAGUUCUGUACAGGAUGGAGGUGUAGAUACUCCUAAGAACAUUGAUCAUCAGGAGAGUAUAGAGAAGACUGUACCACCAGCUGAAGCCCAUUCAGUUCAGAGAGUAAAUGAAGGCUGUCCUUUACCUGAGGAAUCUGAGUUACCUGAGAACCAAGGUGAUGACGACGACUCCCCAAACAUAUCAGCCUCAUGGAGAACUGAUCCUGGUGAGUGUGACAGCUAUAGUCAGGAGAACACGCUAGCAGACCCCCGGCCCUUGAUCCAAUAUAAGGAAACAGAUGGGAAUGUGCAAGCCUCACACCUCAUUGGUGAGACCAGCGACAGCGAGGAUGAGAAGGAAAGAGUGGACGGAGGCCAAUUGAAUAAAAGCGCCUCAAAACGCUUCAACACUAUGGAGGAUCUCACAGAAGAACCAGACAUGGACGUCAUUGGAGAGAUGAUGACAGAAGACGUUGUUUCUAAAGAUGCACUAGAUGAUGAUAGGGCAUGCAUGAGUGGCUCUGGAGUCUAUGAAAGUUUGGAUUUGGAGAAAGAAGGGCCAAGAAUUGAGCCCAGGGGAAACCCGAAAGAAGAUACUGAUGAUGAUAUGAAAGAGAUGAGGAGAGGUGAAGAUCAUGAUGUCAAGGUUUAUGAGCAAAAUGAGAAUCCACUACUGACUGAAAACCAGCAUAUACACACUGAACAGCUCGAGUAUGAAACAGUCCAUUCAUAUGAAAGUCAAGAACAUGUCUACAUAGACAAUCCACCCUCAUUUUCCGAAACAUCUCAGGUCGAACAGCUUGAAAGCUCAUUUGAAACUUCACCAACUCUGACCAUGUUCCAAGAUGCAGCUACAACCAAAGAACCAGAAAAUCUUCUGGAUGUUUCCAUGGACACCAACAUAGAUCUGAUGGACAGUCAUUCUUUGGAAAGCGAGAUAAACAGUCAGCCAAAUAUCAUGACAUCAGACAUGCCCAACUCUGAACAGGAAGAGUGCAAUAGCUCAGAAGAUGAAUCUCCAAAUGCCAGCCAGUGCUUUCAGAAUACAAGCCUUUUAGCAGCGGCUACUCUCACUGAGCAGCCAUUGACCUUUACUAAUGGAGGAUUUAAGGCUGAUUCUGUCUCUGUCAACAACGAUGUGCCUGAAGAAGUGCUCAGUAAGGAGAAGACCACGGAAGAAACUAAAGCCUCUCAGAUUUAUGACUGGGAUAAUUCUAACAUCUGGGGCAAAAGCAUGAGCAUUCCAGAAGCAGCAAGUAUGGAUGAAAAUUCAGGCGUUUCCCCGGUGAAUGAGAUUGAGAAUUUGGGAAGUCCAAACAAAAUGCCAAGUGUAGCGGAAAAUAUCUUUGGAAAAUUUGAAGAACAUCUUGAAAUGACAGAUGAGAGCUUUUCUGAAAAAGUGAUGACUGUGAUGGACUGUGAGAGCAACAAUUCAGGAGAGGAGGAGGAAUUUCAGUCAAAGGAAAAGAAAAGUGAGUUUCAUAGCCUUUUCAGCACUAGUUUGAAGGAGGAUUUCUGGAGCAAAGGGAACGUUGAGAUGGCAGCUACCUACGACCCUGCCAAGACUGUAGACUUCAACCAGGCCAUGGUCUUUGGAGAGGAGUGGAAAGAUAUGGAGGAAAUGCCAGCAGCAAAUGGAAAUCCUACAGAAGAGAUGGACAUCCUCAAAGGCCGGGAUGAUAAACGAAAAGAUGAACAGCCAAAGCGAGGCGAGAUGGUCCCAUCUGAUGACUCUGUUGAUGAAGGGGAUUCCUGGUCCUCUGGUGAUGAGUAACAGCUUUGUCCAAUGAUGUUUUAGACCAUGUAAGACUAAACCAAAAACAUACAAAAGUAGUGAUGCCAUAUAAAUAGAUGAACAGCAACAUUAAAC